Messenger RNA from Kazachstania africana CBS 2517, 546 nucleotides. It is a transcript of the gene CDC31, whose product is annotated as centrin. Gene Ontology annotation, molecular function: microtubule binding; calcium ion binding. The record is from RefSeq and is a predicted model, not a curated record. The transcript has a single exon. Gene Ontology annotation, cellular component: mitotic spindle pole body; half bridge of spindle pole body. Gene Ontology annotation, biological process: spindle pole body duplication. NCBI's taxonomy places the organism in Eukaryota, Fungi, Ascomycota, Saccharomycetes, Saccharomycetales, Saccharomycetaceae. The coding region runs from base 1 to 546 and encodes 181 amino acids.
AUGAAUAGACAAACAAACGCGGGACUAGGUGGGUUAUCAGCCUCGAGUCCAUCUCCUAAGAAUAAACUGAAUCCCACGGUGAAUACUCCUUUAAAUAAUGAGCUGCUGGAUGAACAGAAGCAAGAAAUUUACGAAGCAUUUUCACUCUUCGAUAUGAAUAAUGAUGGAUAUCUAGAUUACCAUGAAUUUAAAGUAGCAACUAGAGCGUUGGGAUUUAACUUAGAUAAGCAGAGAUUACUGGAGAUCAUGAAUGAAUACGACAGGAAUGGCGAUGGACGCCAUCUUAUUUACUAUGAUGAUUUCUAUGUCGUCAUGGGACAACUAAUAAUAGACAGAGAUCCACUGGAUGAAAUUAAGAGAGCAUUCCAAUUAUUUGAUGAUGACAAUACUGGGAAGAUCUCUUUCAAGAAUUUGAGGAGAGUGGCCAAGGAAUUAGGUGAAAAUUUAACUGAACAAGAAUUGAGGGCUAUGAUUGACGAAUUCGAUCUUGAUGGUGAUGGGGAAAUCAACGAAGAAGAAUUCAUUGCAAUUUGCACUGAUAGUUGA